AUGGAAGAGCCUGAGAAGUCGAUCUAUCGAUGGCUGUCACGAGUGACACAUGGUGAACAAACCCCUGGUGCAUCUGGUGCAGGAACACUGUCUGGAGCGCCAUACAUAUGUCCUUCUCUCACCGGACUUGCUGAGAGUCCGGGCUAUGACGGGCCAGCCUAUCCAUUGGAGAGUUACUCAGCAGUACUGGAGCCCACAGGUUGCGCCCCGCAAUCCCAAUGGCUUAAUCCCAGAAAGCGGACGAGGGAAAGGGCCACUCGCCAGAAACCUCCUCGAGACGAGCCAUGCCCGGCGAAACCCGACGAGUAUGAACGUAAGCCACGACCCAAAACUCGGAAAUAUCAGUACGAAUACAUUACAACUGGCUCUCCAACAAGGAAUCUGUCAGAAGUCCCUGAACCUAAGGCCAAAAGACAACGCCGGAGCAGGAAGCAGAGCAUGAAUGAUGGGUUUCGUGCGACCAAUGUUGCUCGGAAGAGACUUACGCUCACCAGCACUGCGAAUCUGGGAAUAUUCCGCAAGGGCAGGGCAUCAUCUCCCACCAAACGUCGCAACGUUCCCAAUUUCGCAUUUUCUGAGACAAUCCUCCUGUCGCAGAACACUUCAGGCAAUGGGCGGGUCUCUAUGUCUGCCGUCAAUGAACCGAAAAAACAAAAGGAAAUAAGCCACGAUUACGACUUGUCCAGUUUUCGGUCCUGUAACGCUCCAAAGAAACGCGACCUUGAUCUUGACAUUGCAUCUUCACAAAGUCCAGCACAAUACAUUGGGCAAUUUGAGCCGAUUGACGCUACCAGCUCUCUCCGUCGUCCCUCACCCAAUAAAAUAACGUAUUUUACAGGUCCGACAAAGAUGACGAUCGUUGCUCCCGAUGCAAAAGCCUUUGACAGCCAGGCAGUAGAAGUCUCACACUAUAGCCGGCCUGCUACGCCAUAUACUUGGUCUGCGAGUGGUCGGGCAACGGCGUCACUGGGUGCCGUUAUUCAGGAUCAUUUGUUAAACACUCUUCAUGUCGGCCUGUUUCCGAAGCUCCAAACUAGCUCAGAGAUUGGAGUCGGCUCAAAGUAUUACUACAGCCUCCAUGACCUGAAGAUGCUUUUGGAAGCCCGCAAAGAAUCUUGGCGGUCGAAUGACAAUGGUAAAGAAGCAACUUUUCAGCCUGCCCCCAUCCUCAACCCCUCACAACAGCUAGCGACACAGUCUCCUGAUAUUGAGGAAGAUGCGGAAGGCUCAAUCUUCAAUUUCAACACUGCACAUGCAGAGAGAAGUAUGACCCCAGGUCUUGGCGAAACUCGCAAGGGCGAUGCCCUUUUGGGGUCACAACUUCAGGAUGAUUUCAACGGAAAUACCAUCAGCAGUCUCCUUUCAUCGCAGAGUCAGAAAAUGAGCAAACCUCCCAUUAGUGAUGCAGAUGCCUUCUUUCGAGCUUUAGAUGCAGAGUUCUGCGCAAUCAUGGAACCUUCAAACAAUUACCUGGAGCACGCUCGUCGGAGUUCAAAGACUGAACCAACGCUGGAGGUCGAUCAAGACGCAGAUACUCCAUUGAGAACACAAAUCACCUCAUUCGAUGAUGAAAUAAGCUCCCUCGACUUUGAUCAAUCUGGUAGCGGAAUUGGGUAUUCCGCAUCACACCCGAUCCCAGACUAUCACGCACAGGUCGAGCUUGCAACACGUCCAAUCAAUCGCCGAAUGUUACCCUUGCCAUUCAUGAGUAACGAUUGCAUCAAGAAGACUUCAAAUCAUGCGCCCAAGGCUAGCUCAACGCAGCCAUGGUCUGCUCUGACGGCCGCAUCGGCUGUCAAGCAUACAACAUUACCAUCCGGGUUUUGGCGUCAGAACAAGUUAUACUAA
This is a messenger RNA of Penicillium maclennaniae, 1848 nucleotides long. RefSeq lists its product as uncharacterized. The coding region runs from base 1 to 1848 and encodes 615 amino acids. The transcript has 3 exons. Lineage: Eukaryota; Fungi; Ascomycota; Eurotiomycetes; Eurotiales; Aspergillaceae. The record is from RefSeq and is a predicted model, not a curated record.